Linum trigynum is the source of this 624-nucleotide messenger RNA. The record is from the annotation of a GenBank genome assembly. NCBI's taxonomy places the organism in Eukaryota, Viridiplantae, Streptophyta, Magnoliopsida, Malpighiales, Linaceae.
AUGAGCUCCUCGUGGCUCUUUGAUCCAGUGUGGACCCGUAUCAUACAAAAACUUGAUGCUAUUUGUGCUGACCAAGCCGCAACUGUGAGCGCACGCGGCAGGGGAGCAGAGGCGGCGCCCGGCACGGCGGGGCUGCCCAAGGCGCGGGCAAGACAGGCGACGGCAGGGGCGCAACCGCGCGAGGCGCUGCGCGUCGCGGCGGCGGCCAACGGGACGGCGCUGCUCCAGGAGGACGGCGGACCGAGGCGGCUGUCGACGAAGGGCGACCGCGGGGUUGCGACUGUUGUGGCGGCACGGCAGGGGGAGGCUCCGCUGGCCGAGAUGGCGGAUCGGCGGCGGGCAUCGCCGAGCGCAGCGGCAAGUGAGCCGCAGCUGACGACGAUGAUCGGCGAGGGAGUAGCAGUUCUCACUGUCGUCGCUCCUACUUUUGCCGCUGCUGUAAUCUCAGAGGAAAAGGGGUCGGGUGUGGCGUCGACCGUUGCGAUGGAGCCGGCUGUUGGGGUGAUGGCGACAAGGGCAAGGCCAGAAGUAUGUCGAUCCCCAGCUCGGCCGCCGGUCGAUCCGCCGCCAAGGAAGAAGGAGACGAAGGUGAAGAAUUCGAUACCAGAGAUGGUGAAGAAGUAG